Messenger RNA from Drosophila hydei, 818 nucleotides. RefSeq lists its product as uncharacterized. The record is from RefSeq and is a predicted model, not a curated record. Lineage: Eukaryota; Metazoa; Arthropoda; Insecta; Diptera; Drosophilidae. Bases 213 to 713 code for a protein of 166 amino acids. The transcript has 2 exons.
AAAACUAAACACAAAGAAAACAAUAAUAAAUAUGAAAAUAGUAGCAUCGAAAUGCCAACUGGUUUUUUCAAAAAAAAUUACUAGACAAACAUUGAGCCCAUGUUUUUUUAUUUCGUUGUAUUGUUUCGUUUUAUCUGUUUCUUUGUUUGGUACUUUAACCCAAAUUAAAACCAAAUAAGAAACACUUGCACACGGCCGCAACGUCGCAGAGUAUGUCAGACAUGAGCCGGCAACUGAGGUUCAGCAUCCAGCACCCAGCAUCCAUAGAGGCAUGCCCCUCCGAUCUUGUGGAGAUUAAUUUGAAUGGCGAUCGAACGUACGCCAAGCAGCAAUCAGCGCAGGCGCUAGACGAGCUGCUGCAAUCUAGAACAGCAAACACAUUGCCCGCGCAUCGUGGCUAUCCCUAUGGCUAUGGGGACACAGAUGAUGAGACGGACUUUUACUUUUGUAAGAAAUCCAAUUCAACUGGCCAACUGGCCGAGAAAGUAUCGCCGCCGCCCCCCUCUGCCACCAAUAUUAGCUGCUUGAGGCAAAUGUACUGUCCAGAGUGCAAUGAGCGACUGCAUGAGCAGGGCGUGCGACUGGAACGUUUACUCACCAUGUGCUGUUUUGCUUUACUGCCCGUCUAUCCGUGCUGCAUGCGUCGGUCCAAGGACGAGUGCAAGGUGAUUUGUGGCAAGUGUGGCUACCUGCUGGGUGCCUGGAAGCGUUAGAGACGCACUCAUCUAUUUUUUUUAUUUUUAAGUUUACUUUCGUUUAGUUAAAUUUUUUCUUGUAUAACUUUUUAUAGUCUUAAGCACCAAUUGACCCUGCAUACC